AUGAAUUCUGACUCGAGCUCUCUCUCUAGUAGAGCUUCUUCGCCAGACGUGGACGAAAUUUAUCUGCGAGACCAGCUUCCGCACCAAGACUCCAGGAUGAACUCAGUGUCUUCCACGCAGAGCGACCUACUCCAGCAGCUCGCCAGCGACCGCAACAUCACAACCCUGAGCAAGGACGAGAAACCGGGGGGCAAGUUCAAAGUGAAAAAGCAACUCUCCGAGCAAGACCUGCAGAACCUUCGACUGAAGAUCAACGGGAGAGAGCGCAAACGGAUGCACGACCUGAACCUAGCUAUGGACGGUCUCCGGGAGGUCAUGCCUUAUGCUCACGGACCAUCAGUGAGGAAACUUUCCAAAAUUGCUACUUUACUCCUGGCCAGAAACUACAUCCUGAUGCUGUCGAACUCUCUAGAAGAGAUGAAGAGACUAGUGGGGGAGAUUUAUGGCGGGCAUCACUCGGCUUUUCAUUGCGGGACUGUAGGACAUUCUGCCGGGCACCCGGGACACACCACAUCUGCCCACCAAGUCCAUCCGAUAUUGGGAAGCGCCUUGACCUCCUCCUCUUCCUCCAUUUCAGCUUCGCUACCGGGCAUCGGCGCGGUCAGACCCCCUCAUUCGCUGUUGAAAACGUCCUCGGCGCCUCCCGCGCCGUUAGGAAACACCUUCCAGCACUGGGCAGGUUUGCCGUGCCCUUGCACCAUCUGCCAGGUGCCACCGCCUCCUCACAUCUCAGCCCUCAGCACAGCGAGCAUGCCAAGGCUCUCCACAGAUGGUAAAGACUUAAUGAAGUAA
Messenger RNA from Mobula hypostoma (lesser devil ray), 792 nucleotides. It is a transcript of the gene olig3, whose product is annotated as oligodendrocyte transcription factor 3. Gene Ontology annotation, molecular function: protein dimerization activity; E-box binding; DNA-binding transcription factor activity, RNA polymerase II-specific. NCBI's taxonomy places the organism in Eukaryota, Metazoa, Chordata, Chondrichthyes, Myliobatiformes, Myliobatidae. Bases 1 to 792 code for a protein of 263 amino acids. The record is from RefSeq and is a predicted model, not a curated record. The transcript has a single exon. Gene Ontology annotation, biological process: sensory organ development; positive regulation of transcription by RNA polymerase II; axon development. Gene Ontology annotation, cellular component: nucleus.